Molecule: messenger RNA, 2400 nt
Organism: Auanema sp. JU1783
Lineage: Eukaryota; Metazoa; Nematoda; Chromadorea; Rhabditida; Rhabditidae
Source: the annotation of a GenBank genome assembly
AUGAGCAGUCGCCGACAGACCAUGGUUGACCUAAAACAAUCCUCUAUGGAACUUGGAGGCUCCGGACCGCAAGAGCGAGAUUGGAAAGGAAUAGCUACUGCUCUUCUGGUCAUCAUGGUCAUAUGUUCAAUCAUAUUCUUAGCAGGUUACAUAUUUACGCCAAUCAGCUCGAAUGAUGUGACGGCUAAUAGUCCGAUUAGUUUCUCAGAUCUAGUGAAGUUAAGAUAUCCAUACUAUGGAGUGGAUUGGUUAAACUCCGACAGCAUUCUAUUCGAAACUUCCGAAGGAAACGCCAAUAUUUAUAAUAUUCAUAAUAAGUCUCAAUCAUGUGCAAUGGAAAGAACAGGAAAUUUGAGAAGCCGUAUCAUCUUUUCUCGGGAACUUCGAUACUAUGCUUCAGCUGAUCCAGCUCCAAAUCCGUCAUUGAACCCUGAUAAUGAGACAGCUUUCUACAGCAUCACCAACAUCAACACUCAAGCUCAAUACAAGGUUGGCGAAUCAAAUAAAGAUGAUGAACGUCUCUGGACGUUCUUAUGGAAUCCUGCCGGGUUCGAUUAUGUGUUUGUCAAAGAUGGACACAUCUUCUAUUCAUCAUCUCCAGAAGCUCAAAGCACCAUCAGAGUAUCUGAAACAUUUGAGUCAGGACCAAAUGUUCAUGGCUAUUUCGACUGGAUGUAUGAAGAAGAAAUAUUUAGUUCACGCACCGCUAUGUGGUGGUCGCCUAGUGGAGCUCGUUUAGCUUUUGCCAGUAGAAUUGAUGCUCAUGUCAAAACAGUUGUAAUGACAAGAUACACGUCUGCCCAGAAAUAUCCAAUCAUGAGUAAUCUGGAAUAUCCAAAAACAGGAGAAAAACGAUUGCCUUCUUAUACUAUCUCCAUCUGGGAUAAGAAAGCAAGGACAAGCAAACAAAUGGAUGUCCAACUCAGAGAUAGCCGAGAGUUCCAUUACGUUUUCUCGGUCAACUGGAUGAUUCUUGAUCAGCAAGAGGUAGCUGUUGUAUUUUGGACCAACCGAUAUCAGAAUCAUCUCUCAGUUACUAUUUGUGAGUAUGAUACAGGUCUUUGUAGUUUGGUAGCGGAGUUCAAAUAUCCAGAUAAAACAUGGGCUUCUCCUGAAGAUUUCAACACUAUGCUCCAUCAUAACAAUAGCUUCUUCAUCCUUUUACCAAAGCUUGUAAAAGCUGACCAAUACUUCCAACACAUUGCCAAAUUCACUAUCGAACAUGAUUCAGCCAAUCCUUCUAUCCGAUGGGCCAGACCAGUGUUUCUUCCUGUAGGCGAAUUUGAUGUGUCCAGUCUUACCAACUACGAUUCCGACUAUAACACAAUCUAUUUCAUCUCGCAUGCUCCUUCACCAGCCGAUCAACAUAUGUUCGUCACUAAAGCCUCUCCAGCUACUUCUGAAGAAGCUGCUUGUAUAACUUGUUCUUUUGCCAAUUGUUCGUACCAACAAUCACGAGUUUCUCCUGAUUUCAAGAAUGUGAUGGUUCAGUGUCAGGGUCCUUCUAUGAAAGUAUGGGUCGCAUCAUUGAAACGUUCUGCUACUCCUGAAGAUGUACUACUUCUAAACCCUUACGAAGUCCUCGAGAAUAAAGAACAUGAGGAAGCAGUAGAGAAAUUCAAAAUGCCUAUUCAGAUAGAUGAUAAGUUUGAUAUGGGUAACGGAUACGAAGUUCUUACUAGAUUAACUAUACCAGCUGGCCAGUUGAACAAAUCUCAUAGUCGUUCUUUACCACUUUUAGUUGUUGUAUAUGGUGGACCUUCAACCCAAUCUAUCAAGAAUCAGUUGAGCUUUAGUCGACAAACCAUGUGGGCUCACAACGGUCAAAUGGCCAUUCUGCAGGUUGAUGGAAGAGGAUCAGGCUCACGUGGAUGGAAGUACCGAUCUGCUAUAUAUGGAGCUCUGGGAACGGUUGAGAUAGAAGACCAAAUAGAGGCAACAAAAAAAAUCUUGAGUAAAUAUCCGUUUUUGGACUCGAAUCGAGUUGGGGUAUUUGGUUGGUCUUAUGGAGGAUUUUCUGCUGCAAAUAUGGUGAUAAGGUCUCCGGAGAGUUUCUUCAAAUGUGCCAUAUCUGGGGCUCCUGUCAGCAACUUCAUAUAUUACGAUGCCGCUUACACAGAGCGUUACAUGGGUGAUGCCGGUAAAGAAGCUUAUAGUCAAUCAGACAUUACAAGAGAUGUUUCCAAUUUCGCAAAAACUAGAUUAUUAUUAAUCCAUGGACUUUUUGACGAUAAUGUUCACUUCCAAAACAGUGCUCUUCUAAUAGAAAAGUUGCAGAUUGCGAAAAUAGAUUUUGAUUUGAUGGUUUACCCAAAUCAGGACCAUUCCAUUAUUGCACGUGAUGAUCAUAAGUCUCUGAAGAUCGAGACGUUCCUUAAUAAUUGUUUUUCAACAUCCUGA